Messenger RNA from Melampsora larici-populina 98AG31, 891 nucleotides. RefSeq names its product family 43 glycoside hydrolase. The coding region runs from base 1 to 891 and encodes 296 amino acids. The record is from RefSeq and is a predicted model, not a curated record. The transcript is spliced from 10 exons. NCBI's taxonomy places the organism in Eukaryota, Fungi, Basidiomycota, Pucciniomycetes, Pucciniales, Melampsoraceae. Gene Ontology annotation, biological process: carbohydrate metabolic process. Gene Ontology annotation, molecular function: hydrolase activity, hydrolyzing O-glycosyl compounds.
AUGAUACAAGCAUCAAGACUUCGGAAGAGGGCAAGAAUCGUCUCGGGAGCGAUUAGGAAUGAUGACGCUGGAAACCAAAUACAAGCCCAUGGGGGAUCCCUUUUACAGCUGGGAAACGAAUGGUAUUGGUUUGGCUGUUAUAGGUCCAACGACCUUGCUAGCUGGACGAGGCUACCAAACGUGUUGAGUAUUAAGGCUGGCACCCCAUUGAAUGGGGAUAUGGUGGGUGAAAGACCCCGAGUUAUCUUUAAUCAGGCCACCAACAAGUUUGUGAUGUACUUUCACUAUGAUGACCCACAGUACGUCUAUAACUCAUACCCCGAUGAUGUAUGUCCAACUAGAUGUCCCCUGACAAACUUUUGCAUCUUUAAUCUUAAAGUUACCGACUGGGGCAAAUUGGUAUCGCGACAAGUCGGUUCAGGCUGGAAGUUUGAUAGAGCAAUUUCACCCCUCAAUUCACAGAGCCGAGAUCUUUCCUUGUUCCAAGAUGAUGAUGGAACAGCUUAUGUGACCUUUGCCUCUGAUAGCAAUGCGAAUUUGAAGCUAGCUCGUCUCAGUAAAGAUUAUAUGGAUGUUGAGGAGCUAGUUUAUGUAUGGAAGCAGGUGUUCUGGGAAGCAACCGGUAUGAUCAAGGAAGCAGGAGUUUAUCACAUGAUGUUUUCACUCCAGAAAGGUUGGUCCGCAAACGCGAACAAAGUUACAAAGGCGAGCAAUUUGGCUGGUCCCUGGUCAGAUGCGGUCGACAUUGCAGACCCCAAGCUAAACACGUAUUCAUCACAAAACACAUAUGAGCUUACUGUCACUGGCACUCAGGCCACGACUCAUAUCUGCAGGACAAUCAAGACCACACCAAACCCCAGUUCAUUCCUAGAAGUGUUUCUCAAUCUGUAA